CUGUCUGGGCCGGAGUCGAGAUGCAGCCGCCACCCCGAAAAGUGAAGCCGGCCCAGGAGGUGAAGCUUCGCUUCCUGGAGCAGCUAAACAUCCUUCAGACUCGGCAGCAGAGGGAGGCGGAUCUACUGGAGGACAUCAGGUCCUACAGCAAGCAGAGGGCAGCCAUUGAACGGGAGUACGGGCAGGCACUCCAAAAGCUGGCCGGGCCAUUCCUGAAGAGGGAUGGGCAGCGGAGUGGGGAGCUGGACAGCAGGACAGUGUUUGGUGCCUGGCGCUGUCUGCUGGAUGCCACCGUGGCUGGGGGCCAAGCCCGGCUGCAGGCAUCUGACCGAUACCGUGACCUGGCAGGGGGCACAGGGAGGAGUGCCAAGGAGCAGGUGCUCAGGAAGGGAGCAGAGAACCUCCAGAGAGCACAGGCUGAGGUGCUGCAGUCUGUCCGGGAGCUGAGCCGAAGUCGGAAGCUUUAUGGGCAGCGGGAACGUGUGUGGGCUUUGGCCCAGGAGAAGGCAGCCGAUGUCCAGGCCAGGCUGAACCGCAAUGACCACGGGAUCUUCCACACCCGGACUAGUCUCCAGAAACUCAGCAGCAAGCUGGCUGCCCAGUCUGCCCAUUACUCCCAUCAGCUAAGAGCAGCCCGCAAUGAUUACCUGCUCAACUUGGUGGCCACCAACGCUCACCUUGACCACUACUACCAGGAAGAACUGCCCACCGUGCUCAAGGCCCUGGUCAGAGAGCUGUUGGAACACUUGAGGGACCCCCUGACCUUACUGAGCCACACUGAGCUGGAAGCUGCAGAGCUAGUCCUGGAACAGGCCCGCCAAGGUGGGCAGACCACCUCCCAGGUAAGCUGGGAGCAGGACCUGCAGCUCUUCCUUCAGGAGCCUGGCAUAUUUUCGCCCACCCCACCUCAGCAGUUCCAGCCAGCAGGGACUGACCUGGUGUGUAUUCUGGAGCUGGAAGGGGGAGCAGGAGACGUGGCUGGGGUGAGGGGCCUGGAGAAAGAGAUCCAGCGCUGGACCAGCCGAGCUGCCCGAGACUACAAGAUCCAGAACCACGGGAACUGGGUGCUGCAGCGGUUGGAGCAGAGGCGGCAGCAGGCCCCAGAGCGGGAGGCUCCGGGCAUAGAGCAGCGGCUGCAGGAAGUGAGGGAGAGCAUCCGGAGAGCCCAGGUGAGUCAGGUGAAGGGGGCUGCCCGGCUGGCGCUGCUGCAGGGGGCUGGCUUGGAUGUGCAGUGCUGGCUGCAGCCAGCCAUGACGCAGGCCCAAGCUGCGGUGGAGCAGGAACGACGGCUCAGUGAGGCCCGGCUGUCCCAGAAGGACCUCUCCCCGACGGCUGAAGAUACGGAGCUCUCGGACUUUGAGGAAUGUGAGGAGGCGGGCGAGCUCUUUGAGGAGCCUGUCCCCCCAGCCAUGACCACCAGACCCCUCCCCUACUCUGCACAUGUGGUGUUUGGCUAUCAGGCUGGGCAUGAGGAUGAGCUAACCAUUAAGGAAGGCGAGUGGCUGGAGGUCAUAGAGGAAGGAGAUGUGGAUGAAUGGGUCAAGGCUCGGAACCAACAUGGCGAGGUAGGCUUCGUCCCGGAGCGGUAUCUCAACUUCCCGAACCUCUCCCUGUCUGAGAGGGGCCAGGACAGCAACAAUCUGUCUGGAGCAGAGCCCACAGCCUUCCUGGCCCGGGCCCUGUACACGUACACAGCACAGAGCACAGAGGAGCUGAGUUUCCCUGAAGGGGCGCUCAUUCGAUUGCUGCCCCGGGCCCAGGACGGAGUGGAUGAUGGCUUCUGGAGGGGAGAAUUUGGGGGCCAUGUCGGGGUCUUCCCCUCCCUGCUGGUGGAGGAGAUGCUUGGCCCCCCAGGACUCCCUGAGCCCUCAGACCCAGAAGAGAUGCUGCCAUCCCCUUCUCCGCCGAGCUUCUCCCCUCCUGCACCCACCUCUGUCGUGGAUGGGCCCCCUGCACCCAUCCUGCCUGGCGACCAACUCCCCAACUGCCCUGGGCCCCUGGACCAGAUGGUGCCUCGAAUAAGGCCGGUGCGUCCACCCCCACCUCCGCCAGCUAAGGCCCCGGAUCCUGACCACCCAGAACCCCUCACCUGAGAGCAUGGGGGCUCAUAGCCCCUCAGUGAUGCUGCUACCCCAGCCCCAUGCUGUCAGAUACUGCUCUCUCACUGAUCCUGCACACCACAGCCAAAAGCUGGACUCUCCCCCAUUCCCCGGGCCGGACCCCACUCCUUUCCUCCAUUCCCCUCCUACAAUCUGUCAGGGGUGGGGGUGGGGGUGGGGGGCUACUCCUUUCUUUUCUACCACCACCCAGUCUCUAGGGCGGCAACUCCAUCUACCCUGGCCCUGAUUGCUCUGGGGCUGGAACCCAUCCCCUGUGAAGUUUGGACUGGUUCUGCCCAUUUCUAUCUCCAACCUGGCUCUGGGCCCCACCCUACCCUGGAGGCCAGUGCCCCUGAGGCUGGGGGUGGGUGGGAGGGCAAGCGCAGAGAGAGGCCUUGGGAAUCAGGAACUGGAGCCAGUAUGCAAAAGCACAUGUAAUGGUCUGAGCAGAUUUAUUGACAGUGAAUAAGGGCAGGAAGUCCAAGCCAAGGCCUGGACCUCUUGUGCCACGAGAGCAGGCAGCCUACGGUGCUAUUGCUUUAGGGGUCCGCCAAAGGCAGGGGCCUGCUCCCAGCUGCCUCGCUCAAGCAUGUGGAGUGUGGAACUUGGGGAGCCAGGCAGGUGGCCUGUUGACAGGCAAGGGAAGGGAAAGAGACUGAGGAGUAGGUUGGGGGGGCACUUCUCCCGAGGUUCCCCAGCUUGAGACCAUGCAACUCCAGGUGGAUGUAAGGCUGGUCCCUCAGCCAGGGCAGUGCUGUCCAGUGGAAGGGAGGGGCUUUAUGCCCACCCACCCCUGGCUCCGUCAGUUGGUAGUUCAUUCAGCAGCAGCAAAGAAUGAGGCUUGAAAGAGGGAAGGUAAUACCAUUGCUUCCUAUUUGAGUUCUGCCACAACUUUUUCUUGGUGGCCAAGGGCCCCUUCACUUCCAUGUUCCAGAAUCUGCUCCCUGGAGCACAUGCUCACUCCCCUGGGGCCAAACCAAGGAAUUUGUAGCAAAGGAUAAAAUCUAGUUAUCCCUGGGGGGCCCAGGGGGCUGACAGGCUUGAGCAGGGGGUAGGAAGACGAGAUGCCCUGUCUCAGGCUCCAGGCAGACUCACCUCACACACCUCCUGUUCCCCGCGGUGGGGACACCUGAGGAAAAAGAGAGGGGUCAACAUAUGAUAAUAGGAAGUCCCCAGAGUAGGGGACAAUAAGCUCAGCCACCACCGUCCUGCUGCAGCCCUGACCUUGUCUUCAUACCUGGUCGUCUGAGGUGUCCACUUUGGUUGGCUGUCCAUUUGCCUCUUGACUGGGCAGCCCUGGGCUUGGGCCCCUGCUUCCAGCCACUAGCCCUGGCUCUGCAGAGACUCCAGGGUUCCCCUCAAGUGCACACGGGACUCCGCCACGGUCCCGGAGACCUCCAUUCUGCACUGGGGGGUUGGCUAGGGGCUGAGGCUGGGGUGGCCUCUCGGGGGGCAGUCUCUCUGUGGCAGGUACCCCUGCCCUGGGCUGCCCUCCCCCAGACUCUUGACUGCCCCCUGGAUCCUGCCCCCCACCAGAGCCCCAGCUUCUGUCUGUGGGGGAGCCAUCAUGGUGCUCAUGAAACCCAUGGCGUUUCUCAAUGUGUGUCACCCGGAACCUGGAGGAAAGGGAACAUGGAGGCUUACGACCCAGCUCAGGCUGCAUGUCCUCCCCUCCAAUCAGCGAUACCCCGAUGUGGUGGCCAUUUCCCUCUGGCCUGGGCAGGGAAGGCCUUUUUGACUUCAGGGGGAGGGGACACUGCAGCCAGACCCCUGCUGCAGCUCCCAGUCCGGGAGGAAAGAGCCAGGUCCAUUGGGGGUCCUGCAGGAGUUCCCACUGGGCCCCUGCCUCUACCCCCUUUGCCCUAGAGCGCUCUGUCCUCACCUGCCCACAGAGAACACGGUGGUCUCCCCAGGCCGGGGGCGGCUCUUUCCUUCCUUGGACCGGCCCUGACGGACAAGUGGGGGCCUCUUGUUGCGGGUGCAAUGGAUGCAAGGGGCUGCGGAGCCCAGGUGCACUGUGUGGUGGUGGGAGGGGGCACCGUCCUGCAGGCUGGCCGUGGCAUCCACACUGGACAGGGAGAGGAAGAGUGACAGUCUCAUCUCCCUCCCUGUUGUUUCCUGCUUGCAGCAUGCUCCUUAAACCACCCCACUUUCCCAAGACCCCAACAUUCUUCUCUCUAAUAAACUCCAUAUCAAACUGUUAGAACAUGUGGAUGAAGUGCCAAUAAAACCGUUAAAAAGA
Molecule: messenger RNA, 4341 nt
Organism: Echinops telfairi (small Madagascar hedgehog)
Lineage: Eukaryota; Metazoa; Chordata; Mammalia; Afrosoricida; Tenrecidae
Gene: FCHSD1
Product: FCH and double SH3 domains 1
Exons: 19
Coding region: 21-2093 (690 amino acids)
Biological process (GO): neuromuscular synaptic transmission; regulation of actin filament polymerization
Cellular component (GO): neuromuscular junction; recycling endosome
Molecular function (GO): protein binding
Source: RefSeq, a predicted model, not a curated record